AACACUUUACACAAAAUCUGCUGUUGUUAACUGCUAUUUCAGGUCAUUUUGAUGCGAUUAUAUAUCAUUUACAAUAAAAGACUCAACAUAGAACGCUCAGUUUAGUGAUUCAACGUAUGCGAGCAUAUUUGCAACAAUGUUACUGAAGUAGAAGUCCGACGAUAUCAGUCACGAACACUCGCAACAAUGUUACCCAGGUAACAAGUCCGAAAGCUUUAGUCAAUCGAUUAGAUUCUCUGUCAUGCUAGACCAUCUCUCACUCACGCGCAGACGCCACGGUGACUAUGAAGCUCGCUCUUACGUGAUAGUCUAUUAGUAGUCGUUGUGCCACCGCGCGAUCAUCAUGUGCCAGGCGGUGAUCAAGGAUCUGCACGAUCACAGUGUGCAGUUGAAUCGGUGGUUCCUCAAGCCAUUAGGCGCGUGGCCGCGAUCUGCUACGACUUCUAAGGGUGAGCGGGCUCUGUCCUACAUCCUGAUAUUCAUCUGCUUUUUCCUGAUCGCCUUCACCGCGGUACCGUGCGCGCUCAACAUCUUAUACGAGGAGAGAGACAUCCAGCUAAAGCUCAUGGCAAUUGGCCCGCUCAGUCACUGGAUCAUGGGUGCGAUGAAUUAUUGUUCUCUGCUGCUGCGUAGCGCAGAUAUACGCGGUUGCGUGCAGCACAUGCAAAGAGAUUGGCAGAUCAUCAAGCGUACGCGCGAUCGCGAGAUUAUGGCGAGGAACGCGCAACUGGGUCGGCUUGUUGCAGGUUUCUGCGCGGUGUUCAUGCACGGUGGCCUGUUCUCCUACACUAUCGUGUGCGCGAUGACGACAGUAGUGGUACCGAUUGGAGACAAUCGGAGUGUAGAGAUGAUCCAGUUGCCGGUUCCGUCGUACAGCAAAUUUAUAGACGCCAGAUUCAGCCCGGCGAACGAGAUCAUGCUGAUGACGCAGAUGCUCUCCACCUUCGUAGUGAACUCCACCACCGUUGGCGCGUGCAGCCUGGCCGCCGUUUUCACCAUGCAUGCGUGUGGCCAGCUGGAUAUCUUGAUGACACGAUUAAAUAGGCUUGUCGAAGGUGAAGACGCGAGGACUAGUGGAUCGCUCCAGCGGAGACUGGCCGAUAUCGUGGAUCAUCACUUACGUGUUUUAAGUUUUAUAGCGCGCAUCGAAGACGGUAUGCAUCAAAUAUGUCUGGUAGAAUUACUCGGAUGUACAUUUAACAUGUGUAUGACUGGAUAUCACACCAUUACGAAGUGGGGCGAUUCUGAUGCAGUAAGAAUAACGACAUUUUGUAUUAUAUACGUAUCUAUGGCUAUCAAUAUUUUUAUAUUUUGCUAUACUGGCGAGAUUCUUACGGAACAGUGCAAAACAGUGGGAGAAAAGACAUAUAUGACUGAUUGGUAUAACCUACCCCACAAAACUGCUCGUGGUCUCCUUUUGAUAAUAGCGAGAUCGAGCAACGUUAUUAAGAUAACUGGUGGAAAAUUAUUUCAAUUAUCUAUUGCAACUUUUAGUGAUGUAAGUAAAACACACAAAUGGCACAAAUUUAUAAUGAAACUGUAUUCGUUGUGCCACCGCGCGAUCAUCAUGUGCCAGUCGGUGAUCAAGGAUCUACACGAUUACAGCGUGCAGUUGAAUCGGUGGUUCCUCAAACCAUUAGGCGCGUGGCCGCGAUCUGCUACGACUUCUAAGGGUGAGCGGGCUCUGUCCUACAUCCUGAUAUUCAUCUGCUUUUUCCUGAUUGCCCUCACCGCGGUGCCGUGUGCGCUCAACGUCUUUUUCGAGGAGAGAGACAUCGUGCUGAAGCUCAGGGCGAUUGGCCCGUUCAGUCAUUGGAUCAUGGGCGCGAUGAAUUAUUGUUUUCUGCUGCUGCGUAGCGCAGAUAUACGCGGUUGCGUGCAGCACAUGCAAAGAGAUUGGCAGAUCAUCAAGCGUACGCGUGAUCGCGAGAUCAUGGCGAGGAACGCCCAAUUGGGCCGGUUUGUUGCAGGUUUCUGCGCGGUAUUCAUGCACGGUGGCGUGUUCUCCUACACUAUCGUGUGCGCGAUGACGACAGUAGUGGUACCGAUUGGAGACAAUCGGAGUGUAGAGAUGAUCCAGUUGCCGGUUCCGUCGUACAGCAAAUUUAUAGACGCCAGAUUCAGCCCGGCGAACGAGAUCAUGCUGAUGACGCAGAUGCUCUCCACCUUCGUAGUGAACUCCACCACUGUUGGCGCGUGCAGCCUGGCCGCCGUUUUCACCAUGCACGCGUGUGGCCAGCUGGAUAUCUUGAUGACAAGAUUAAAUAGGCUUGUCGAAGGUGAAGACUCGAGGACUAGUGGAUCGCUCCAGCGGAGACUGGCCGAUAUCGUGGAUCAUCACUUACGUGUUUUAAGUUUUAUAGCGCGCAUCGAAGACGGUAUGCAUCAAAUAUGUCUGGUAGAAUUACUCGGAGGUACAUUUAACAUGUGUAUGACUGGAUAUCACACCAUUACGAAGUGGGGCGAUUCUGAUGCAGUAAGAAUAACGACAUUUUGUAUUAUAUACGUAUCUAUGGCUAUCAAUAUUUUUAUAUUUUGCUAUACUGGCGAGAUUCUUACAGAACAGUGCAAAACAGUGGGAGAAAAGACAUAUAUGACUGAUUGGUAUAAACUACCCCACAAAACUGCUCGUGGUCUCCUUUUGAUAAUAGCGAGAUCGAGCAACGUUAUCAAGAUAACUGGUGGAAAAUUAUUUCAAUUAUCUAUUGCAACUUUUAGUGAUGUAAUUAAGACUUCCGUAAUAUUUUUGAAUUUAAUAAGAACGAUGACUUCUACAUGACCUAUGUUAAAGUAGGAAACUUGCAUAAUAUUUUACAUAGCAAUAUAUUACAUACCAAGUACGAUAUUGUUAAAAUAGAAGAAAUAUUUAAUAAAUAGAACAAAUAAUAAUAUUUAAUUUA
Messenger RNA from Ooceraea biroi (clonal raider ant), 2900 nucleotides. RefSeq lists its product as uncharacterized. Gene Ontology annotation, cellular component: plasma membrane. Lineage: Eukaryota; Metazoa; Arthropoda; Insecta; Hymenoptera; Formicidae. The record is from RefSeq and is a predicted model, not a curated record. Gene Ontology annotation, biological process: detection of chemical stimulus involved in sensory perception of smell; sensory perception of smell. Gene Ontology annotation, molecular function: olfactory receptor activity; odorant binding.